AUGCAGCAAAAAAACUGGAUAAGUUUUAUUCUUAUAUUAUGCGUUUUAAUGGUUAGAGAGACCUUUUGCAGUCGACCGGCUGCAGAGAUAGAUGCAAACACAUCUGUUGCUUUUAAUAACCCUGAAAAAAGAAUUUCAAUGGUCAAUACUGCUCCAGACUCUGGUUAUACAAUGCCAUGUGAGAACACAAGAGAUUCGUCGUCUUAUGAUUUGUCAGGAAGAGAAAAAAAGAAUUUUGUUGAAACACAGACAGUGCAUAGUAAGAAAUCGUUACUGUCUAACAAAGCAGCCAUCUUUUUUAUGCUGUUAUUUCUGGUGUUUUUAGCUCUUAUGCUUUAUAGUUUGUUAAAGAUUUUUAACAAUGAUACUAGCGAAAAUCCAUCAAGUGUGUUUAAUCCUGAAUUUAUCUCUCCAAACAAUUCUGUGAAUGUGAACAUGCUAGGUAAUCAAACAGACCAUUUGGACUUGGGCACAGCCAAUACAACUGAAGCAGUUAAUGCUGUGUUUAAUUCAACCGAUAUGCCUAUAAUAAACAAUAACACAAGCACUGAAGUAAUACGCGGAAAUAUAACCGAAAUGAAUAUGCCUUCUAUUAAUAUGAAUACUACUGCGGUGAAUGAAACGAGUAAAUUUUCUACUCAAAUACCUUAUAUUAAUAUGAAUACUACUGCGGUGAAUGAAACAAGUAAAUUUUCUACUCAAAUACCUUAUAUUAAUAUGAAUACUACUGCGAUGGAAAAGGAAAUUAUAGGGGAUAUUGCAGCGGGUUCUAUUAAUAUAACGACUACUCCGAUGGCUGUAUCUAUAAAUACAACCACUGCCGAUAGCGCGCCCACAAGCACUUUCAAAUCCGUAUUGGAUAAUUAG
Molecule: messenger RNA, 867 nt
Organism: Nematocida parisii ERTm1
Lineage: Eukaryota; Fungi; Microsporidia
Exons: 1
Coding region: 1-867 (288 amino acids)
Source: RefSeq, a predicted model, not a curated record